UAUUUUAGCCUUCUUCUCUACCAUUUUCACACUCUUCCUUUAGCAAAACCACAUUCUCAAGAGAACCAAAGGGAAAAAAAAAAAAGCAGAACGCAAGUGAAGAGAUCAGGAAAGAAAAUUAAAGUCGGGUUGGUUACGGGUUUUCGAGCUUUGUUCGUAAAAUUUGGUGUAUAAGUAACGCAAUGACUAGCAUUAUGGAUGCAGAACGUGACAAGUAUAGCAUGAUUAAUUUCGAAGAGACGGAGUUACGUUUAGGAUUACCCACAGGCAUUGAAAAUGAUAAUGAAACCGCCAAAAAUAAUGGGAAAAGAGGGUAUUCGGAUAUGGUUGAUUUGAAGCUUAACCUUUCAACAACAAAGGAAGCAUCGGUGGAUGAAGCUGAGAAGAUGAAGGAGAAAAACACUGCAAAGCCCCCUGCUAAGGCACAAGUAGUAGGAUGGCCACCGGUCAGGUCCUUUCGGAAAAACAUCAUGACCGUCCAGAAGAACAGCUCCGACAACAAGGGUGAGAAAACCGGCAGUGGCAACACCAUUAACACCGCCGUACCCGCGGCGUUUGUUAAGGUCAGCAUGGAUGGUGCACCCUAUCUACGCAAGGUGGACUUGAAAUUAUACAAGAGUUACCAAGAACUAUCGGAUGCCUUAGGCAAAAUGUUUAGCUCCUUCACUGUUGGUAACUGUGGGGGUUCACAAGGAAUGAAAGAUUUCAUGAAUGAAGGCAAAUUAAUAGAUCUCUUGAAUGGGUCUGAAUAUGUUCCUACUUAUGAAGACAAAGAUGGAGAUUGGAUGCUUAUUGGUGAUGUCCCAUGGGAGAUGUUUGUUGAUUCAUGCAAGCGUUUACGAAUCAUGAAAGGAUCAGAAGCGAUCGGACUUGCUCCAAGAGCAGUGGAGAAAUGCAAAGAACAGAAGCUGAUGCUAGCUUCAUUACAAAACAACAAUCUGAGUUGAGAAUCAAGUGUUACUAGGAUAAAAAGAAAAGAGAGCAGCAAACCGGUUCGAAAGGGAUCGAGCAGGGAGUUUGAAUGUGUUCAUCAGCAUGAAGAAAAAAACGAGAAGAAAUUAUUAAGAGACAAGAAAUCUAUAUGAAAAAUGUUGACAAGACUUUGUUUUAAUUUCUUCUGUGGGUUGUGUAAGAAUUAAUAACCUAAAAAUUAUUAAUAAUGUUUUUGAUUAGUUGUACAUGUGAUUUCUUUUCUUGUUAAUGUUAUAUUGUAAGAAAAGAUUCUGUGCAUAUAAUAUUUAAUUUAAUGAUCGGUUUUGAUGAA
Molecule: messenger RNA, 1264 nt
Organism: Gossypium raimondii (Peruvian cotton)
Lineage: Eukaryota; Viridiplantae; Streptophyta; Magnoliopsida; Malvales; Malvaceae
Product: auxin-responsive protein IAA16
Exons: 4
Coding region: 183-947 (254 amino acids)
Biological process (GO): regulation of DNA-templated transcription
Cellular component (GO): nucleus
Molecular function (GO): protein binding
Source: RefSeq, a predicted model, not a curated record